AUGAAGACCAUUGAUGGGUUCAAUCGGAAGUCAUCAAGGAAAAAUGACAACCCGUCCAGGUCCCAAAAUGCUGUUACCAAACAGCACGGGCCCCACAACCUGAAGUUCAGCGUAGUUUCCCAGGUUGGGGCCCCAUCAGGUCCACAACCAUGUCCCCCCUCAUUGGGGCAGCGGGGUCCCCUCGUUUUCCCCGUGCGCUUACACAGGUACCUCAACACCCGCCAUAAACCCGUGGGCAAUCACAAACCCCCAACAAAAACUCCCCCAAAAGGAAAAAGGGCACCCGUUAAACCCCAAAAAGGACUCAGUCUUAACUUUCAGAGCCCCAAACAAGAUCACAUUCCCCCGAUUUCCCCUAGCAGAACGGAAAAACAGCAAAAAAGCCCCACAAGGACGGCCAGUCCUUUGCCAACCAAAGGGGGGGGCCCGCCGGGUCCCCCGUUGAUCUCUGAAAAUUCACCCUCAACACCCCCAACCCGGAAGGUCGAAAAGGGCCCCAACGGUGGCAGCUCCACUGACACCACUUUCCCCAGGGGGCCCCCCGCUUUUAGGCAGAAUAGCCCCGAAGCAAAAAAAUCAGGGAAUUUUUGCCCAAAAGGGAAGAACUGCAACAUCCGGGUAGCUUUGUAA
Molecule: messenger RNA, 630 nt
Organism: Penaeus monodon (black tiger shrimp)
Lineage: Eukaryota; Metazoa; Arthropoda; Malacostraca; Decapoda; Penaeidae
Product: proline-rich protein 2-like
Exons: 7
Coding region: 1-630 (209 amino acids)
Source: RefSeq, a predicted model, not a curated record